UCAGUUUUUGACCCUCAAACAGUGAACAGCAGAAUGAAUUGGUCACUGUAUUUUAUUUUUAAAUUUACAGUCAGCUACUAAGUAAAAGUUGCAAAUUCAAACCAAACAGUUAAUAAUUAUUUUCUUGACAUCAACAUCUCCAAUUUGGAUCUGCAAAGUUAUAUCUUACUGAUUUUUGAAUAUAAUUCAUGAAUCUCGAACAAUCUAUUGCUGAUUAUCGGAUUUUCAAAGUGGUUUUAAGUGCAGUGCAAUUAUUUACAUAUAAUAUAUUUAUGGACUCGAAGUUAAGGGUGCCAUUUCAAAAUCGCAAUAUAUUUUGCAUUUCCCUAAACAUUCAGCAAGAAAUAGAGAUUGAUGGAAUAUAAAAAAGUAUCUGAAGAAAAUUGUCUUUCAGCAUUGGAUUUAAAAACUCAUUUUCAAGAUCAUUAUCACAGAGUUUCUUGUAUGUUGAUGUAAAAUGAAAAGAAAAUUGGAGUAAAAUCAAUAGGGUGAAUUAACGUGAAUGAAUGUCUUUUAUACACACCAAAAGAUUUAUUUCAAUUUUAACUAUCUUGACUAUUUGUGCUAUAUUAUUUUAAUUAUUGACUAAUUUAACUGUAAGGCAAACAGCAUUGCUGAACAUUUUUGAAAACUUAUUGUUGAACAAUAUUAAGAAAAUUUGAAUAAUUCAUCAGUGUUCAUAACAUCACAGUCACACCAGUUGUCAAAAUGGAAAUUUGUAAAGUUAAAACUGAAAUUUGUGAGCCUGAGUUUGUUGCAGUAAAAAUGGAAUAUGACAUGGACGGCUAUAAUGAAAAUGAAACUGAUUGUUUGAAUAACGAUAGCCUUCAAAGUGCAGAUGAACAUUUAAGAAAUGAGAUAAAUGUAAUUGAUUCAUUAGCAAUUGAUGAACCACAACAACAAGUUCAUGGAAAAAGUUUGGUACAAUGUGAUCAAUGUAACAAACUAUUUGAUAGAAAAUAUAACUUAAGGCGACAUGUUACCCAGGUUCAUGAAGCUAAAAAAGUAGAUGUAAGAGUGAUAACUGAGAAUAACAUGAUUAAUUUUAUAAUAAUUAAAGAACCUCAACAUAAAAUUGAUGAAAAAAGAGUAGUUCAGUGCGAUCAGUGUAACAAACUAUUUAAAAAUAAAUCUUGCUUAAGGCGUCAUGUCAGAGAAGUUCAUAAAAGUAAAAAAUUAGUUAAAAGUAUAAUAACAGAUAAUGCGAUUAAUUCUACAAUUAUUAAUGAUACACUACGUAUAGCUCCUAAAAGAACUGUGUUACAAUGCAAUCAAUGUAACAAGUUAUUUGAUAGAAACUAUAAUUUAAGACGACAUAUUGCUAUGGUUCAUAAGAGUAAUGAACAAGAUGAAAGCAUAAUAACUAAGGAAGCAGAUGGAAGUAUAAUUACUGAAGAUAAUGCAAUGAAUUCUAUAUCACUUAAUGAAUCACAAGAUAAUUUUGCCGAACAAAGUGUGUUACAAUGUGAUCAAUGUAACAAACUGUUUAAUAGAUCCUAUAAUUUGAAGCGUCAUAUGCAGGUUCAUGAAGCUAAAAAAGUGGAUGAAAGUAUAAUAACUAAAGAUAAUGUAAUCAAGUCUAUAACAAUUAAUGAGACUCAAGAUAAAGUUGAUAAAGUAAGUGCAUUACAAUGCAAUCAGUGUAACAAACUAUUUAAAAGCAACAGCAGCUUAAGGAGACAUGUCACAGAGGUUCAUAAGAAUAAAAAACAAAAUGAAGGUAUAACUGAGAAAGCAGAUGAAAGUAUCAUAACUGAAGAUAAUGCAAUUAAUUCUAUAAGAAGCAUAGAAGAGCAAAACGAAGUGGAUGAAAAAAGCUUGUUUGAGUGCAAUCAAUGUAACAAACUUUUUCAAAACAACUAUAGAUUAAAGCGACAUGUCACCCGGGUUCAUGAGAGAAAAAAAGUGGAAUGUGAAGUUUGUCAUGAGUUUUUUGCAAAAAAGUCAAAUCUAUUAGUUCAUUAUGAUUCAGUUCAUCCUGGUUUUAUGACACACUCCUGCAAUGAAUGUUCAAAGACAUUUGAUAAGAGAAAAAACUUGUUGAGGCAUAUUAGAAGUGUUCAUCGAAAUACUGUUUUUGAAUGUGCUAUAUGUCAAAAAACCUUUACAAAUAAAACAUACUUACGAUUACACAUUACUGGUACACAUGAACAAGUUAAGGGUGUUGAGUGUGAUACAUGUAAAAAAACAUUCAGACAUAAGACUUACUUAAGAAUCCAUAUUGAUGCAGUUCAUAAACGUCUCAGAAAUUUUGAGUGUCCUAUUUGUCAUAAAGUUUAUGGUUUUGAAGGUUACCUUAAAAAGCACAUCAAAGGCAUUCAUGGAACUAUAAUUAAAAAUCAUGAGUGUGAAAUAUGUAAAAAAAAGUUUAGUCAUAAAAGCAACUUAACGAAACAUGUUGAUAGAUCUCAUAAAAACAUUCGUGCCUUUGAAUGUGAAAUUUGCCAUGCGACUUUUAAACAAAAAGCUCACAAGCUUGUACAUAUUGAUACUGUGCACGAGCAAAAGAAAAACUUUUUUUGCGAGUAUUGUGGCAAAAAUUUUGGACGAAAAGAUAAUAUGCUUAUGCACGUUAAAAUUGUUCAUUUGAAACUUAAAAAACAUGAGUGUCAAAUAUGUAAAAAGACAUUUAGAGAUAGACAUUAUUUAACUAAGCACAUGAACACAGUGCAUAAAGACAUUGUGAAAGACAUAACUAUUGAUUUUAGAAAUAAUGAAAAAGAAAAUACUGCUGAUAUUAGUUAAAAUUAUUAUAUU
Trichogramma pretiosum is the source of this 2757-nucleotide messenger RNA. RefSeq names its product zinc finger protein 2 homolog. The transcript has a single exon. NCBI's taxonomy places the organism in Eukaryota, Metazoa, Arthropoda, Insecta, Hymenoptera, Trichogrammatidae. Bases 709 to 2745 code for a protein of 678 amino acids. The record is from RefSeq and is a predicted model, not a curated record.